Molecule: messenger RNA, 1280 nt
Organism: Cicer arietinum (chickpea)
Lineage: Eukaryota; Viridiplantae; Streptophyta; Magnoliopsida; Fabales; Fabaceae
Product: ATP-dependent Clp protease adapter protein CLPS1, chloroplastic
Biological process (GO): proteolysis; protein catabolic process
Source: RefSeq, a predicted model, not a curated record
CAACAUAACAUUACAUUAUUUUAGUCUCACUUGAAACACUUUGCUAUUAUUAUUGCCAAGUGCCACCGCCACACAUAUAGUAUAGCCAUGGAAGCUUCAAUACGCAUUAAACCACUUUCUCUUUCACACAACCAACUACUCAAUUCAACUACUCCAGGGGAAAAAUGUUUUUCUUUUAAAUAUUGCAAAGAUAGGAGUGUUGUGGUGGCAGUGGUGGCAGCUACUGGAUCUAGAAAAGGUGGUGGUUUGUUGGAGAGACCAACCAAAGAGACAACAUCAUCACCUGGUCGAGAAUCUGAAUUUGAUUUAAGGAAAUCAAAAAAAACAUCUCCACCAUACAGAGUAAUGUUGCACAAUGACAACUAUAAUAAAAGGGAAUAUGUAGUGCAAGUUUUGAUGAAGGUGAUACCAGGAAUGACGGUUGAUAAUGCAGUUAACAUCAUGCAAGAGGCACAUUAUAAUGGAUUAGCAGUUGUAAUCAUUUGUGCUCAAGUUGAUGCUGAAGACCAUUGCAUGCAAUUGAGAGGAAAUGGUCUUUUAAGUUCAAUUGAACCAGCUGAUGGUGGUUGUUGAAUAUUAUUUUUGAGUGUCAUCAAUAGAGAAAGAGACCAUUUAAAUUGUCUCAAAAUCUUAAUACUUCGCAUUAAUUCACCACAGUCAGUCAGUCAUAAUCGUUGGAUGAAGAUCAAACGGUUCAUAGUUAAUGUUCGGUAUGUAAGUUGGAUUUACAUAAUCAUUUGAAAUAUGAACUAUUCGAUCUUCGUUCAAAUGAUUUUAAUUGAUUGAUUGUGAUGACUAUUAUGUGGUAUUAACUAUAGUCUAUAGGGAGUUUGUUAUUUUGAUAAGAAGCUUUUGUCUAAUAAUAGUUUUUUUUUUAAUGAAAAUUUAAGUGCAUGUUUUGACUCACGAUCAGUUUGGCCAAAUCACAGCGGCACCGUGAUUUUGUAAAGCUUCAAAGUGUAGCUUUUGCCAGAAUUAUGGUGGCUUAUCGUGAUUAUGUCAAUUCAAACAUGUAUCUACUAAAAAUUCGACAUAUAACGACCAAUUUAGUGAUCGCAAUAUUUUGGUCUCUUUAGCAAACGAUUUUUGAAAUCAAUUGCUAAAUUAGCUUCUAAAUUGGUCGCUAAAAGAGUUUGUGAUUGGUUUAGAGACUGAUUUGCGAAGCGAAAUUAAAUCACAUUUCACUGAUGUUAGCGAAUAGUGACCGAUUUGAUAUUUUUGGCCUCUAAAUCGAUCGCUAAAUCAAGUUGCUAUAUAAUGAAUUUUUAGUAGAUUAUUUA